Messenger RNA from Cyphellophora attinorum, 1809 nucleotides. RefSeq names its product Protein vts1. Lineage: Eukaryota; Fungi; Ascomycota; Eurotiomycetes; Chaetothyriales; Cyphellophoraceae. The transcript has 2 exons. The record is from RefSeq and is a predicted model, not a curated record. Gene Ontology annotation, cellular component: P-body. Gene Ontology annotation, biological process: regulation of mRNA stability; nuclear-transcribed mRNA poly(A) tail shortening. Gene Ontology annotation, molecular function: protein binding; mRNA binding; translation repressor activity. Bases 1 to 1809 code for a protein of 602 amino acids.
AUGGCGAGCAAUAUUGUUGGCAAUCGCAACAGCACCCCCGAGGCAUCAAAGCCUUCGCUGCGCCCUCCCACCUCGCGGGUUUUGCCCAGCACCGGCUCUCAGGGCAUUCGCCAGUCUGCUGAUAUGUCCACCUUCACCUCUCCGCUAUCUGCAAGGAACAUACGACCGGCGUCUGAAGUUUUGUACAACCAGCAGCAGGGCUCGCAGGAUGACUCGAAUAAACUAGGCGAGCAGUGGAUUCAAGACAUUGAGCAGUACGAGACUAUGCUAGAAGAGAUGGCGGCGGCCACACUCGACCAAGACUUCAAGGAUGAGCUCAGUGCUAUUGAGCAGUGGUUCAAGGUCCUGAGCGAGGCCGAACGCACCGCUGCGACCUAUGCCCUGAUUCAGCAGACCACUCAGAUGCAGCAGCGCUUCUUCGCCCAGGUCCUCAAUCAGAUGUCCAAGAGUCACCCCAUCUCCGGUGUGCUCUCUCCUGCCAACUUCGGCGAAAAGGACGCCAUGUCCAGUCGUCUCAGUGAUGCGAUGUCCAAGCUCAACGUCGAAGGGUCGAGACACUCCAUGGGCCGGUCGCCCACCACGCCAGGGGCAGGCAACAAGCGAAACUCCGGCCUCGACCAGUCCACCAUACAUGCCAUGUUUCCUGACGCGGCUGCAGCUAUAGCGCAACAAAAAGCGGAAUACGCACAGCAGACGGGCAAUGCACCGCCAUCCAACCGCAAUAGCACAGUUGAGCGAGGUUCUCUCGCGGCUCCGACCAUAUCUGCGCCACGGGAGUCAAAAGCAGACAGCAUGAAUUGGAGACAGCCACAAGUGUCCGCCCAAAGUCAGGCAGAAUCACGCCCAAAAUCCUCGUCCGGCUUGCAGGCACCGCAGCUUGGGCAGCAACCUAUGGGCCAAUUCUCGCAAGGCCCUCUGACCGGCGGCCUUCGUUCACCACGACCAAUUCAAACCUCCGAAAACAUUCAGUCCACGACGCUAGCUGCUCCGACGCAGCACGAAUUGCCAAUGUUGUCGCCAUACAACACUGGAAGCUGGGCUUCCAUGACAAAUACACCCAUGGUCCCGAACUUUGGCGCUCAAACUAAUCAGAAUGAAAUGAUAGCUAAUGCCACCGCCAUGAAACUCGCAGCUUUGUCCACGGUCAACAACAGGAUCGCGUUGGACGAUGUCAAGAAGUAUCGACGAGCUCGAUCUAACGAACCGCAGCCGCCGCUGUCUGCCGGCCUGCAAGCUUCCGGCAUACCUGGCAUAAAUACGAUAAUGGUCAACGAUCAAGGCCAAGUACUAAAUGCCCAACAAGUUGCUGCACUUCAAGCGCAACAGAUCGCUGCAGCACAAGGCCGACGAUCGCGGCCCAACUCACCUGGCCUGCCCAACCAGACCAGCCCUUUCGCUGGACAGUUCGCUUCCCCUCAACACAAUGGCUAUCUCACAGCAUUCGAUGGCGUAAAUCCAGCCCUCGCCGGUCUCGUCGCUCCGCCUCUAGGCCAGUUCAGUAUGGGCGGCGAUGGCUACUUGUCAGAUCAUUCCGAUCUGGGUCGAGGACGCUCCCCUCGUGGUCGACGUGGAAGUUCGAAGCCGCCCGAGGAUCCUACCGAUCCUGGAUUGCUUGCAGAUAUUCCCGCGUGGCUGCGCACGUUGAGACUGCACAAGUACACGGACAAUCUGAAAGACUUGUCCUGGCAAGAAUUGGUGCAGCUUGAUGACAAGGGCCUUGACGCAAGAGGCGUGAAUGCACUUGGUGCAAGAAAUAAGAUGCUGAAGGUCUUCGAACAGGUCAAAGCCGCUAAUGAUGGCAAAUUGUGA